Molecule: messenger RNA, 1255 nt
Organism: Cuscuta campestris
Lineage: Eukaryota; Viridiplantae; Streptophyta; Magnoliopsida; Solanales; Convolvulaceae
Source: the annotation of a GenBank genome assembly
AUCCCCCGCAUCUCCAUUUUUCUUUUUUAGAAUUGCGUUUGUUGUCAAGGGCGGUACUACUCGUAUCCACCGCGGAACCUUUUAAUCGCCGGCGAAGCCGCCGCCAUGUCUCCACCACCAAGACUUUUCCUGAUCGCCGGUUCCGCCACGCCUAUCUCAGCGUCGCUCCCGCCAAACCUCAACAACAAAUAUUCACCUCAGCUCGAAGGAAAGCCGAUCUGCCGCCGCAACGCCGUCGUUUUACUCUCUCUACUCGCUCCCCUUCUUCCUUCUCUCCGCCAUCCACCGGCAGCUUCGGCCUUCUCGCUCGGCAUCUCUGGGCCGAAACAGUGGCUUCAAGAGCAGAAGAAGAAGUCGGCCAAGUUCUUACUGGCUCCUGUAAGUGCCUCUCGCAAUAGCCUCCAGACGGCUCAUCAUCUUCUCGUGAAUCGGAACGGUGGAUCCGAAUUUGAUGAAAAUGGAUUGGAAGAAGUACAGAGCUUGCUAAAGUCUGCUGCUAGGGAUUGCGUUCUUCAAGAUAGAAAUCGUUUCGUUCAGUUUCAAUCCCGAGCUGGAGUCGAGGUCUGCACAUUCAGGUUGAUUCUGAAAAAUGCUUCUUCUUUACUUGAUGAUAAGGAUCCUUUAAAGAUGGAUGCUGAAUCCAAGCUCACUGACCUAAUAAGUUUCAUACAUACUUCUUGGCAGCGAAUUCAUGCUUUUGACGAUUGCAGUUGCAAAAUGUAUAGUGUGUAUGAUGUGGGGUUGCUCUUUUAUAUUACCCAAUGCGUGCGCAGAUGCUUUGCUUCUCUCAAUGGCAUGGCAAGUGAACUUGAUGUACAAGUUGCUUCCAACAGACAGAAGAUAGCAGAUGCACUUGUGGUUACAAUUUCUUCUCUCAACAUAUUUGAACAGGGGGUCAAGGAUUGCCUUGGAGCUUGAUCACUUAAAAUAAGUAAAGGGAAAAGGGCAAAUUUUCCAAUAUUUGGCAAAUGUCCCUUUAGAAUAUGACAGAUGGUUUCUAUCCUCAAAGCUCUGGCAAUUUAGGAAAAAAAAGAGAGAAAAACUAAAAGAUCUCCAAAUGAUAAGCUGGUGUUUGAGUUUAAAUGUGAACUGGUUCUGCUAUGUGCAAAUACUGAAAAUGUUCAAGGAUUGUAGUACAAGAGCAGCCCCUUUGUCCAUAUAGUAAAGAAAGUUAAAAUAAAAAAUUCUGUCGCACGAGGCCAAGAAGGAUUUACAGUUAGUAAUAAUCGAAGAGAAAUAAUACUUGUGAUGAUUG